AUGUACACAACUCCCUCUCAAGAUACCGAACCAUCUGCGCUCAACACCAAUACCUCUGCAAACAGUAGUAACCAGACUAUGAUCGACCAGUCACCUAUCACAAACUCUAUCAAUAUUGACUACAGCACAAGUGAAGCAUCUCUCUCUCAGCAAGUUGAAGUGGAGCAGCCUCAAUACUUUGAUCCAGCCUCAGAAAACCAAGAGGCCGUGUUGAAUGAUUUGGAUCAUUAUCCUCAACUUCAACAGCUUCGAUUAUCUUCUCCCACAGCCUCUUCACUCGCAUUCAAAAAGCGUCCUGGCUCUGAAGAAUUGGAUUUGUUACAUCCAUCAAAGCGCAGAGGAGUUUGUCAAACGGAAGACAAGACUCCAACUCGAGGGAAGUCCAAGAUGACUCGAACCAGAAAACCAUCGAGAAUGUCGUCUCUCCAAGCAACCGCACCAAUCAUUCCUGAUCAGCUUGACAAUAUGUCGGUCCCUUCCCUUCAGGCGUCAACCAGCAUCCACGACUCCAAGAAGGAGCAUGAGGUGUCCAAUCUCAAUUCCCAGCAGCAAUCUAGUCCCUCAAGCCAGACAGCUAGUGAUGGUGAUGGUGUCUUUCAAACUGACCCGCCACAAAAAAUUGGCAUACACAAUCUCGAAGAGAAAAUUUCACAUCUUGAAAGCACAAUCGACACAUUGAUGUCCCUCAUCAAGGACAAGAUGUUUCAGCAUUCGGAACAAGAAAGAAAGAAUGCUGCUAGAUUUGAGCGCCAAUCCAACCUCCUUGACAGCGCCAACAAAGAAAUUGGCUUACUUAAGUCCAAGGUUGAAGUUCUAGAAAGCAGUGUGAUGGAUCUAGAGCAUGAAAUGACCUCUGCGCACUUAACACUAAGAGUGCAUGCUAGAAUAAUCCGACGUAUUUCAGGACUUCGAUAUGAUGAUUUUGAAGUAGAAUACGAUCAAGAUUCCUCUGACUCGCCUGAUUCGUUUAUUUCAUAA
Melampsora larici-populina 98AG31 is the source of this 978-nucleotide messenger RNA. RefSeq lists its product as uncharacterized. Lineage: Eukaryota; Fungi; Basidiomycota; Pucciniomycetes; Pucciniales; Melampsoraceae. The coding region runs from base 1 to 978 and encodes 325 amino acids. The record is from RefSeq and is a predicted model, not a curated record. The transcript is spliced from 6 exons.